AUGGAAGGCACUCACUGCACCCUCCAAUUGCGUAAGCCCAUUACUGAAGUCUGCUACAUCAGCUUCUAUCUUCCAAGGGGGGAGGUCAGAGGAUUUUCAUACAAGGGCACUGUAACUCUAGACAGAUCCAAUAAAGGGUUUCAUAACUGCUACCAAGUCAGGGAGGGGUCAGACGUCAUCAACCUCAGCCUGCAGCCAAAUGAACAUCCAGGCGACAUAUUUUUCAAGCAAACUCCCACAAAAGACAUUUUAACUGAGCUGUACAAACUCACAGCAGAGAGGGAGAAACUUCUGGCCAAUCUGCUGAGCUCAGACCACAUCCUGGGGAUUACGAUGGGGAACCAGGAGGGGAAGCUGCCGGAGCUGUCCGUGAGCCUGGCCCUUGAGGACGACUGUUUCCAGAGUGCUGGUGACUGGCCAGGGGAGCCCCCCGUGGGCUGUCUCAAUAAGAGGAGUGCCCAUGGGAACAGAAAGCCUCGGAGGUUUGGUGGAAGGAGAGGGAGCUUUGAGGUGCUUCCACAGAAGAGGACAAGAAGAAAAGGGCAUGGGGGCCAGCAGUCGGCUCCUCAGAUGGGGAAGGACCAGAUCUGUUCCAGCAAAUCUCUUCCUCUUUCUCGAACAAGGCCUAAUCUUUGGCUUCUAGAGGAGAGAGGCAGCUCGUUCCCAAGUGGGGCAUUUAUUUCUUCCCUACAGUGGAGAGAGAGCUGCCCCCCAGAGCUCCCCAGGACACUGGAUACAAGCCGCAGCUUUGGGAGCUUCAGGGGGGCUUCUGAGGACCCCGGGCUUGGAAGAGGAGAGCCGCCCCCUCACUGCAGCGCCACAGAGCCAGGAGAUGAUGAUGCUGGCGUGCUGGAGAGGGGCCCUCACAGGCUGGUGCGCCCACAGACAGGUUUAUCUGGAAGUCAUGAGGACUCUGAGAAGCAUCCAGAGGCAGAGAGGGGCCAAAGGGAGAAGUCUACUGAGCGUACAUGCAGGAAGAAGCCUAUUUCCAGAGUGGUGGCCAAAGUCCAGGAUCUGUCUACUCAGGUGCAAAGAGUAGUUAGAACGCAUCCCAAAGGUGAGGAAAGCAUGGCCAUUUGCCCGGCAGCCCGAGCUGAGUUUAUACCCAGAGCAGACUGGCUCACCCUCCCAGGAGCCGAGGCUGGGACUCAUGAGUCCAGGUGGCAGGGCCAGGAACAGCAAGGCGACAGGUCGUGGCAGCUGUCGGACAGGGAACGCAUGCCAGCCAGUGCCGAGGGGGCUGUGAACAAGGUCCUGCUGAAGGUGAUAGAGAGUGAGAAGUUAGAUGAAGCCACUGAGGGGAAAAGGCUGGGCUUCCCCCCAAGCACACCAGUCCCCCGUGCCCUCCCAGAAGCCAGAGGCAAGAGGAAGACCGGGCUGCCUCUGAGGGAUCACAAAACCUCGUUUCUGGAUCUGCCCCACAGCGGAGGCCCGGACCGGUCACAGCCCGGAGGCCAUGAGAAGAAGCCGUCCCCCCCAGCACCAGCAGCCCUCAGCAUGCUACUGAAUAAUUCAGCCUCCCAGUCCAGCACACACAAACGGAUGGCACCUGUUCCCUCGCCUCUCUCUCCAAGGCUCCCAGGCCCCGAGCAGCAUCACAGGGCCCUGCAGCUCCCUUCACUGCCUGGUGAGUGGGAAGUGGCUCCUGAUGACUCUCUUGGCCGAAAGAGCAGUACUUUCUCUGGGUCCCCUUCUGCUGACACCUUGGAGCCAUCACCCUCUGCAAAGGUCACGGAGACCAAAGGAGCCAGCUCGACCUCCCUCGGAGCAGGCCAACCCCGGUCGGUGCCUGGGGAACCUUUGGAAAAGAGCCUGGGGCCCGGAAAGACUGCAGCUUGGCCCCAGUACCAGUCACCUCCAGGUAAGUCCCUGUAUAAGAUACUUUACAUCUGUGCUUGGGCAGCUCACAAACCGUAAUCUGCUUGUGCUGUUCAGAGACUGGCUCCUGAACAAAGAACCCCAAAUUCCUGGGCCUGUUAGUCAAUUCACUCUGUAGCAAGGCAACUGGGAGUGGUGUAGGGGAGUGUGGCAAUGGCGAGGCUGGUGCUGACUUAUAGGGUCAGGGGUGUAGUUGCUUCCAGAAGCCAUGCUUGGUAAAUGUCUUUUAAAAAUGCUUUACUUUGGCAUACUCUAAAGCUGCCUCUGUGGUUGCUUAACUCAGGAUUUUCAAAGGAAACAGGAAUGAGCAGAAAGAAGUAGCAACUUGUCUCUGCCUUUGAUGCUAACACUGGGUAAUUGGCCCCUUGACCUAAAUUCUGCUGUUCAUGCUGCUGGAGUAGCUCGGGUUCGUUGGGGUUCUCUAAGCAGAAGAGCAAAAGCCCCAUGUGUCUUUGCUCAUCUGUCUGUUGUAAGAGGUUUUUCAUUUUUGUUUUUUAACAAUCACUUUUAUAAGCAUCAUUACUUUAUGGCAAGAACUUUAUUUUUUUACUAGAAGAGGGAUGAACUCAGUCUCACUUGAAGAAACUCGAUUCAGAUUUUCUUUCUUUUUUUGGACUCUAUUUUCCAAAUGAGCAUGAAGGAAUGUUUAUUCUGUUUUAUUUAUGGUCUGUUUUACUGUCAUGUUUUACUUAUGGGUGCUCAAGAGCCAAUUUGGCUUAUAUGUUUAAUGUGAUAUAAAAUUUUAUGUGGAAGUAAUUUGGGGGUUCUAAAAGUGGAUUCAAUGAGACCAAAAAAGGUAAUGUAUAAAAGGUGCCACUCCGAUAUUCCUUACAUUUUCCAGGCCAAUGUGGCCAGGGCCUCAGGGUUUCAUAUGCCACUAUGCAGGGGACCGAUUCUUUUCUGGGGUAACUCCCACAGCAUGUGGUCAACGCCUUGUCUAGGGAAUGGGUCGUAAUAUGAUAUACGGUCUCUUAAAGAUUAGACAAAACAUUGUGCUCAAUUUCUGAGAUAAAAAUCUCUACCUAGGAAAGCGGAAUUUCAACAGCUUUCUGUUCAUUUUGACUCUUGACAUUUUUUAAAUUUCUCUAAAUCAUUGAUCCAGGCGUGGUUCUUUAAAAAUGUGGUAAAUACUUUUGAUCUUAUUUUUGCAAUAUAUUGAUCUUAGUUUGAGAAGACUUGCUACUUUCAUGAUAUAACCAAUCCCCUUCACCAGGAAAGUCAGAGAAUUACAGCUUUUGUUUCAUGUAUCAUAGAACCCUAGUGAUGAAAAUUCUUUCUCCUCAUGGAUGCUGGAGCCAUUGGAAUUCUUGGAAAGGGAGGUCUGUGCAGUUAUUAGAUGAGAGACUUCUGGAGGCUCAGUUGUGGAAUAGUUGCUUCAACUCUAAAGGUUCUUUUUUAGAAACCACACUAACUUCUGGGAUUGUGCGUGUCCCUCAUCCAGAAACUGGGCAUUAAAUACAUUGAGCUUCAGUAAAUCUUGUUUUUUUCCUGAUUUAAAAUUAUCUUUUUAUUUUGUUGCCCUUUUUCUUUUUUUUUAAUAUUUUA
Mirounga angustirostris (Northern elephant seal) is the source of this 3423-nucleotide messenger RNA. Its product is annotated as formin-1-like. NCBI's taxonomy places the organism in Eukaryota, Metazoa, Chordata, Mammalia, Carnivora, Phocidae. The record is from RefSeq and is a predicted model, not a curated record. The transcript has a single exon. The coding region runs from base 1 to 1917 and encodes 638 amino acids.